AGUAGCGUCUCGGGUUAUUAUCAUAAAAUAUUCAGCAGCAUCCCUCUCGCUGUCGAUGACCAUGAGGUUCAAACAUACUCACAGGACUGACUGAGUUAUUUUUUUUUUGGGAAACAAUAACAAAAGAGGAACUAUCAUCAAUUGAUUGUAUAACUGCGUUUUUAUAUAUUUUUUUUAUCCUUUAAUUUUUAUGUGUUUGGACGCCGCAAUUUCAUUUUUUUCCUUAAAUUCAAAACUUAAGAUGUGGACUUUCUUGGGAUUAGCAAGCUUUACAUACAUUUACAAAAAAUCCCACACAGUCUUGUCUUUAGCCUACAAAGAGCUGGUGAUGGCCGCAGCCUUAUUUCUCAUAGUCGGACUGCUACUCUCCUAUUUGAGGUAUUUUCACGGCCAGAAGCUCGGAGUCCAUAAGAUACUCCACUUGCCUCUGAGCUUCUUGUCUUUUCUACCUGUUAUUAACCACUUCGUCCCUCAAACUGCAACACAGAGGAGCAGGAAAGCAGAGAGCACCAGCAAAAAGACUCAGAAAAGAAGGAAAACAGUAGAAACGGAGUCGCAGAAUGCCCCGGCCCGUGCCUCCUCUGUGGAUCUGGAGCCAGAUGUGGUGAUAGUCGGGGCCGGGGUCCUGGGCUCGGCGAUGGCAGCCGUCCUGGGCCGGGACGGCCGGAAGGUGACCGUGGUGGAGAGGGACCUCAGGGAGCCUGACAGGAUAGUGGGGGAGCUGCUGCAGCCUGGAGGAUACAGAGCGCUCAGAGACCUGGGACUGGAAGGCUCAGUGGAAGGCCUGGACGCCCACCAGGUGAACGGCUACGUGAUCCACGACUCCGAGAGCAGCACGGAGGUGGAGGUCCCCUACCCUCAGCUGGAGAACAGCGUCCAGUGUGGACGCGCUUUCCACCACGGCCGAUUCAUCAUGGGCCUCAGGAGAGCCGCCAUGGCUGCGCCAAACGUCACAUUAGUAGAAGGCACCGUGACCAGUCUGCAGGAAGAGGAUGGUUGUGUCACCGGAGUCCAGUACAAGGACAAAGAAACUGGAGACAUCAAGGAGAUCCACGCACCGCUGACGGUGGUGGCCGACGGCUGCUUCUCCAAAUUCAGGAAGAGCCUGAUCUCUGGGAAAGCCCGCACUUCCUCUCACUUUGUCGGAUUCAUAAUGAAGGACUGUCCCCAGUUUAAACCCAACCACGCCGAGCUGGUCCUGGCCAACCCCAGCCCCGUGCUCAUCUACCAGAUCUCCUCCACGGACACCAGGGUCCUCGUGGACAUCAGGGGAGAGAUGCCUCGCAACCUGUCCGAGUACAUGGCAGAGAAAAUAUACCCACAGAUGCCAGAGCACCUGAAGCAGCCUUUCCUCGAGGCGCUGCAGAACGAUCGACCCAGGUCCAUGCCGGCCAGCUUCCUCCCCCCGUCCCCCGUCAACAAGCCAGGUGUGGUUCUCCUGGGCGAUGCUUAUAACAUGAGGCACCCUCUGACGGGGGGCGGGAUGAGCGUCGCCCUCAACGACGUCCGCAUCUGGAGGAGUCUGCUCAAGAACAUCCCAGAUCUGUACGAUGAGAACGCCAUGCUGCAGGCAAAGAAAAAAUUCCACUGGGAGCGCAAGUCAUCACAUUCUUUCGUGGUGAAUGUGUUGGCCCAGGCCCUGUACGAGCUGUUUGCAGCCUCCGACAAACCUCUUCAUGAGCUGAGGAAGGCCUGCUUCCAGUACUUCAAGCUCGGGGGAGAGUGCAUUUCUGGGCCCAUCGGACUCCUCUCAGUUUUGUCGCCCAGACCCAUGACCCUGAUCGGACACUUCUUCGCGGUGGCGCUGUACGCGGUCUACUUCAACUUCAAGGCUGAGUCCUGGCUCACCAAACCCCGAGCCUUGUUCAAGAACGUGGCCAUCCUGUACCGAGCCUGCGCCGUCAUCUUCCCACUCAUCCUCUCCGAACUGAACUUCCUGGUGUACUGAAGGCCGCCGCGUGGCGACAGACCGACCGAACUGUGUGGCGAGGCCUUGACUGGGAGCAAAACUAAACCCGCGAGUCUCGUCUUCCUGCUGAAAAGGGCGCAUUCUGCAGUCUGUCCCCUGCCUUACUGAACUCUGUCCUACCUGACGCCUUGUUUGUAGACGGAAAAAUUAUUACAUUUCAGCCUUGUGUGUGCCUUGUGGUCCAAGUCCGGACUCGGGCCUUUCCGGGUGGAGUUUGCAUGUUCUCCCUGUGUCUGCGUGGGAAGGUUCCUCCCACCGUCCAAAGACAUGCUCGUUAGGUUGAUCAGUUUAAGAAUUAUUCCUGCCAAACAGAAUCACCAUGUGAACCACGACAUCUGAAUUUCAUCAAGAGGAUGUUACAGUUUAACCACUUUCCUGCCGGGUAUUUUCGUGUUAACAGCCUUAAUCCAAAUCCAAAGCACAAAUGAAAGGAUGUCAUAAACAGCAGGCUGUCUAAAUUAUUAUUAUUCAAAUAUAUUUCCUUUUCCUUUUUUUUUUCUCCAUUUUUUUGUGUAUUUCCAGCCUUUUCUUUCCCUCUGCAAUUAUUUAUUUCAUCUGUCCUCCAGUUGUUUCCUGCCCCCCCCCCCCAACAAUGUUGCUUUUCAUAAUAAUGUGAUAAGGGGAUGUUUUUCGACACAUUCUGGUUCAGACUCAAACUGUGCAGCUUCAUUUGACGAGAUCCUAAUCCUGGAUGACGGUGAAGAGCUGAUGCAGCACGGACGCCUGGUGUGCAUGGGGGGGGGGCACAUGUGGGUUAGAGGGACCUGAUGUAUAAGCCUUAUUAAGACCGAACCAUGAGAAGUGACAAAGAUGUUUUCUCUUUUUUUUUUUUUUUUUUUGGCUCCUGAGCUGACGCCACAGCGGUUUGACUCCUGCUGAAUUUACCUGUGUGUGCCUGCAUCGGCCUCGGUGGGCCAUAAAAUAAACCGUGACCAGA
Molecule: messenger RNA, 2906 nt
Organism: Mugil cephalus (flathead mullet)
Lineage: Eukaryota; Metazoa; Chordata; Actinopteri; Mugiliformes; Mugilidae
Gene: sqlea
Product: squalene epoxidase a
Exons: 11
Coding region: 191-1948 (585 amino acids)
Biological process (GO): cholesterol metabolic process; sterol biosynthetic process
Cellular component (GO): membrane; endoplasmic reticulum
Molecular function (GO): flavin adenine dinucleotide binding; squalene monooxygenase activity
Source: RefSeq, a predicted model, not a curated record